Struthio camelus australis is the source of this 5754-nucleotide messenger RNA. Lineage: Eukaryota; Metazoa; Chordata; Aves; Struthioniformes; Struthionidae. The record is from RefSeq and is a predicted model, not a curated record.
UGUCAGGCCCGGGCAGAACAAAUAACUGUACCUUGACCAUGCCUCUAUACAGGGUUUAAUAUUCAAAAUAGGGGGCUGGCAUAUAUUUUCUCUUUAAAAAUAUAAAUUUGAGGGUUUUUUUCCUUGCCAUUGAGUUCUUUUCAACUCUGCAGGUGUUUUUUUUUUGUUUUUAAUAGUAUUGAUUUAUACUGGGGGGGCUAGUGUAUAUGCUUAGGCAUUUGAGAGUGUAUAAUGCUGUUCUUGAUUAUUUUAAUUAGUUCAUAGAUUUUCAGUUUCCAGCUGCCAAGGAUGUUACAUGCUGCAUGAACAGUACAAUGUUCAGGCUGUCCAUGUCAGAAAGGGAGUCUCAACAGUACAGUGUUCAGGAUGCCCAUAUGCGAAACGCAGCUCAAGACUGCCCAAAUGAAAUCUUUGUCCAUUUAGUUAUUGGGACAUUCGCUUUCUGAAAGGUUUUCAAAGAUAAUUUGGGUUGAAGGCCACUUUUGAGAAACAAUGGAAACAGAGCAAAAUAUCUCUGAAUUACUUUGUCAUUGCCACUACCAAAAUGAUGACUUGGCAUUUAAGGCUUUUCAAGGCAAUUUGUGUUUUUUCUCUUUCCUAUGUCUGCAAAAAUGUUAUUAAUUUGUUUGUAGCGUAGUAUAAGUAUCUACUUAGUCUUUGCUCCCUCAGAUGCAUGGUUUGAAUAAACAUAUCUUAAAUGAUUUUAUUUUGUAUGUUGGCUGCCCAACUGGUCUGAGUUUUCUUGGCCCUGGAAGUGGAAAGUAGUCUUCAGGCUGUUGCUUUAGAAUGAGAGGAGGGAAAAGGGCAAAGGUACACCGUGUUUAACUCAGUUUUAUUUUCAUGGUUCAUCUCUCUUCCUGAUUUGUCCAGAGUCUAUAUCUAGACCAGGUUUAAAAGUGCUUUUGUUACUGGCAACAAGCUGUGGUACUGUGCUGGGAGUGGGUUCUUACUAACCUUUCCAGCAGUGACCUGACUUAGCCCUUAGUCACUGACGAGGAAAAAUUUACAUUUGUACUAAGAUGUCUCAAAUAUCAUCUCUGCAGUUGCCCGAGAUGCUUUACCGCUCACAUUACUCCUUGUUUAAUUUGUCAAACUAAUAAACAGCAUAUACAUUCAUUUCCUAGUAGCUUUGUGGUAACCACAGUCACGAAGGUUGCUUUCCUAUAAUUCUUCGAGGACUCUUUUGUAGGAUACAAAAAUUCUGCUUUAGGAUUUCUUACAUCUCCCUCUCGUCCCUACUUUUAUCUGAAGUAUCUUUAAAUUUAGAGUUGCAAAUGUUUUUUUUAAACAUUACUGUCCUGGGUAAUAACUUCUCAUGUAUGGCAGUUGUGAUCUUUCAUAUAAACGAAAGACUUGCUGACCUUCAAGAGCAACUAAUAAUAUUGUAAGUUGAACUCUUUAUUUUUAUUUGUUUGUUUUUACAGGAAAAAAAGUGUGUGAAGAGCAAAUUGUUUCUGUAGCUAUUUGACCAUGUGCAUAAGCACUUGGCUGAUAAAUUAAGUGGUACUUUAUGGAUGUCUUUGCUAUUUCAUUUAUUCCUUCAGCAAGGAAAAGCCAGACCUGUGUGUUAAGAAGGAUUUUCUUUUUUUUUUUUCCACACGUACAAUACACUUAAAAGCAAACAUCUUAAUUGUAAAAGAAAAAUCCACCUAACUAGUGGUCAUCUAAUAUCUAUGCCCAUCUUAACUAUCUCAGAAAUAACCGUUGCUCCCAUUUGCAGUGCUCAUGGGGUUGUUACAUUGUUUUCAGUCAUGAUAGGUCAGUCAUGAAAGUCUAAAGUUCAAAGUAUCUUCAGUCUUAAUAUAGAAAAUAGAGACCAUUUACAUUUUUAUGUCUUAUAUUUUAUAACUGGUAGGCCUUUAUAGCAAUGUGAAGAAUAAAUUCAAUAUUUUCUGUCAAAAAUUUUUCCUUACUGUUUUUAACAAUUUGACGAUAACUUCAGAAAGGUGGACCUUUGUGCUGUAUAUCCAACAUUGGCAUCCAGAUUUUGAUCAGCACCUCUCAAAUCAAAUAUGUUACAGAAAGUUAUCGAACUGUAAAUUUUUUGCAGGCCCUAAACAAGCGCACUAGACUGUGGAUUUUUUUUAUAGGACAUUUGAAAGCCCUACUGUUUUCUGUGCUUGCUGUAAAAAUCUCUUUCCAUCGCAAGCAGUAUCAAAGUCCUGUUUCUGCUUUAAGCUAGAAACUUUAAACUACCAGAAGCUUAGUGUGUUGCCAGUGCUCUCAGCUGACGCAACCAGAAGAAAAGUUCCAAAAUUGUGUGUUCUCUGUGUUAAUGGUAUUAGAAAAACUUUUCAUGAACAAUCGCUAACAUACCUGUAAGUUGUUAUACAAGCCUUGCCUUGUUACAUAGUAGGAGUUGUGGAAUCCAGACAGCGUGCUGAAGUAAGACUCUUCAGUUUUGAACCUGAAACUGGAUUCACUUACCUGUUAUGUUUCCUCUCAGUUGAGCUCUUUUAUAGAGGAAUAGUGUCUGCUAGUGGAGUCUACAGAGUGGAUUUUUCUUGGUAUCAUUUUAUUUCCUGUAGCUCACUAGCACUGGUCAGAGACGUGCUACUAGAAUUUCUGUGAUACUUUCAUGUCAUCACUUACCUUGUUUCUUAUUGCACUUUCUUCAUUUAAAUAUAGAAUCUGCCGUUUCUUGCAUGUUGUCUGCAUGAGUGUAAAAACAUAUUUACUAUCUUUCCUCCAAAUAGUAUGUAGGAGAUCUUUUGUGGACGAAAAAGUAAUGGCUGUAAAUGUCCCUUUCUUCCUUACCUGUCUAGGAUACAAUGAAAACCUGUUUGCCUUCACAAAGGGGAUUUUUCUGUUCAAGCCUGAGAAUUUAAUUCUAAAAUCAACUGCUUGCUGAUAUAUGCUUCUUUUCUUCGUUAGACAAUUUUACAAGAUCUCUGAAUUUCAAAUAGUUUCUUAUUCUUUGUGUUGUCAGCAGCGUUCAGAAGUAUAUUAUAUUGAAAUUUUAUAUCAGAAUAUAAAUAUAUCUGAUUUGGGUUUUUUGUAUGUGCUUAUUAAUUGGUAUUUAAGUGCUUCAAACUUGCAGAAGGGAACAAACACUAUUGCCUGUAUGCAAAAAGCCACAACUUUUGCUGCCCUGUCACAUUAACCAAGACAACAGCCUAUAAAAGUAUACUAUGUAGGAAACCUCUCCAGAGAUGUGACUGAAGUACUUAUACUUCAGUUAUUCAGCCAGAUUGGACCAUGCAAAAGCUGUAAAAUGAUAACAGAGCAACCCGAUAGCAGAAGGGUCAACUCUUCUGUUGGAUUUUCUGUUUUGCAGCAUACAAGCAAUGACCCUUAUUGCUUUGUGGAAUUUUAUGAACACAGAGAUGCAGCUGCUGCAUUAGCUGCUAUGAAUGGGAGAAAAAUUUUGGGAAAGGAGGUCAAAGUAAACUGGGCGACAACACCAAGUAGCCAGAAAAAAGAUACAUCCAAUCACUUCCAUGUGUUCGUUGGGGAUUUAAGUCCAGAAAUAACAACAGAAGACAUCAAGUCAGCAUUUGCUCCUUUUGGUAAAAUAUCGGAUGCACGGGUAGUUAAAGAUAUGGCAACUGGAAAGUCAAAAGGCUAUGGUUUUGUAUCUUUUUAUAACAAACUGGAUGCAGAAAAUGCUAUCGUACACAUGGGAGGCCAGUGGUUGGGAGGCCGUCAGAUCAGAACUAACUGGGCAACAAGGAAACCACCAGCUCCGAAAAGUACACAAGAAAAUAAUACAAAGCAGUUGAGAUUUGAAGAUGUAGUAAAUCAGUCGAGUCCAAAAAAUUGUACUGUGUACUGUGGAGGAAUUGCCUCUGGGCUUACAGAUCAACUUAUGAGACAGACUUUUUCACCAUUUGGACAGAUUAUGGAAAUAAGAGUGUUUCCAGAAAAAGGUUACUCGUUUGUCAGAUUUUCAACCCACGAAAGUGCAGCACAUGCUAUUGUUUCAGUUAAUGGAACCACAAUUGAAGGACAUGUUGUUAAAUGUUAUUGGGGUAAAGAAUCCCCUGAUAUGACUAAAAACUUCCAACAGGUGGACUACAGUCAGUGGGGGCAAUGGAGCCAAGUGUAUGGAAAUCCACAACAGUAUGGGCAAUAUAUGGCUAAUGGGUGGCAAGUACCAUCAUAUGGAAUGUAUGGUCAAGCAUGGAAUCAACAGGGUUUUGGAGUAGACCAAUCUCCAUCUGCUGCCUGGAUGGGUGGAUUUGGUGCUCAACCUGCCCAGGGACAAGGUGCUCCUGUAAUACCUAAUCAAGCUGGAUAUGGUAUGGCAAGCUACCAAACGCAGUGAGCUGGGACUCUGUUUAAAAGUGUGUAUUUCAUGAUAGGCUGCAGUUUCCAGUGACACUCUGAAGACUGGAAUGUAGACAAUGAAAAAAGAAAAUAUUUAUUUUAAAAAUGGAAAUGUUUGGAACCUUUAGCACAGCUUUGCUUUGGUGAAGGACACAAAUGUCUUCUAGUUCUGCCUUUUUAAGUUUUUGUUCAUUAUGGAUAUGAACAUGUUUUUCUUUGUGUACAAAAACUAAAAUAAAGUCAAUAAAGACAAUUCUGACUACAAAUUUUGAUAUAGUAGGAGAAAUGGGUAAUGAAUUUGAUCUUUAGGUUACCAUUCCAUUUUUUUUGUUCUGUCUUCAGUGUUUUUUAUCACUGUGCUUUUUAAGAGAAAUGACAUUGAAAACAAGCAAGUUGCUUUUAUUUGAACACACAUCCUGAAAUAAACUGUGGACCAAUCAUUACAACCUGCUAGACAGUAUUGAUUUUUCAGGAAACCUGUAGGCAUCACUCAGAAAACAUAUGCAGGUCUUGGAGUAAUUUUUUAAAAAAUAUUUAAUUUUUCUACAUGCUUCAAGAAAACAAAGUCUGGUACAAAGAAUAGUUCAGUCUAAAAUGAAAAACAGUACUGUCUGAGUUCAUGUAACUUUUACUGUCCACAUUCAGGCACACAUUAAAACUAUUCAGAAAUGGUUUGCUUAUUAAGACUGUAGUAAUUUGCAUUAAAUUUUGAGAAGCAAAAACAUUUUUGCAAGUAUGUUGUUUGUAUUCAAAUCAGACAGUCAUACUUGUGCUUUUACAUAAAGUUUGAAGGCUACACAUUGUAAAUAUUUCAUAAUUACAGUGUUUCAAAAGCAUGCUCAACAUAGAAGUAGCAAUGUAAUUAUUCAAAGUAAUACUUAAUAUACUCUACUGCUUUGAAUGCAGUAGAUUGACAAGAAUGUGCAAGACUGACAUUUCCAAAGUUGGCUAUUAUGUAAAGUUACAUAAAGUACUAUAACAAAGAGCCUUAAUUUUAAUUUCAUAAAUCUUUAAUGCAUCACCUUUUUGUCAUCAAAAUAUGAAUUUUUGCUUUACAUUAUUUGGUAUGUAAAUACCUUGGUUAACAACCUUGUAUACCUAUUUCAAGGUUAUUAUAAGUUGUAUAGUAUCUUGAGUGUUUUGAAAAAUCUUGAUGUUUUUUAAGUCUAGAAAUAUUUUGCCCAAGAAUUUUUUAACAAGAUUGUUAAAAACAUCUUAUUUUAGAGAAUAUUCAAUGUGCCAUUUGGUAAAUGGAGAUGCAGUUGAUACAGUACACUGAGUUGUGACUUAUUUUUAAUUAAAAGUUUUUGUCUUUAUGGGUGGUUUGCAUGUGAUGAACCUGUACAGAGGCUGGGUUGUUUGUGUACUGAGUGUGUAAAUGGAUAAAUCAUGAAGAUGUUUAAAUGGUAUACUUGGGUUAUUUCUGAAUUAUUUUAUGGAUACAUUGAUAUAAACUGCCUCAAUAAAUUUGAAGUUGAAAAUGAA